AUGGCACCUAAACCAAGUAAAAGAUUACAUUUGGAUUUGAGUGACAAAAUCAAAGUUCUUAAUUAUCAUGAUCGAGGAACAUCUACAAGAAACUUGGCUUCACAGUUUAAUUGCAGCAAGAAUCAAAUAAAAAAUGUUGUUAAAAACAAAGAGAGCUUACUGAAAGAAUGUGAAGAUUUUAAAAAUCGUGGGAUAAAGAGAAAUGAAAAGUUCUGUGAUAUAAAUGAAGCUGUAAUUCAGUGGUUCAGAUGUGCUAGGACUAAAAACGUCCCAUUAACUGGCAUUUCAGUGAAAGAAAAUGCCAUUCAGAUUGCAGAAUCACUUUGUGUAGAAGACUUCCGUGCAAGCAACGGAUGGUUAAAUAAGUUUUGUAAUCGAAACAAUAUUGUUUUUAAAACAUUACGCUGUGAAUCAGCUAAUGUUGAUAAAGAUUUGUGUCAAGACUGGAAAUCAAGGCUUCCAAUCAUUCUGGCAGGCUAUGAAGAUCGUGAUGUUUAUAACUUAGAUGAGACAGGACUUUUUUUCCGUGCCUUACCUACCAAAAGUUAG
Parasteatoda tepidariorum (common house spider) is the source of this 549-nucleotide messenger RNA. Its product is annotated as tigger transposable element-derived protein 4-like. Lineage: Eukaryota; Metazoa; Arthropoda; Arachnida; Araneae; Theridiidae. The record is from RefSeq and is a predicted model, not a curated record.